UGAGAUAUAUAGACCAGUCUAGUCGUCGAUCUCUGACUAAAGCAAGAAUGUGGUUUCUAAAGCUUUCAUGUAUUCUCCAAUUACUCAUCGUUUUUUCUCUGUUUCAAGUACCCGCUUUUGCAAUAAAAAAGUCUUAUGUAGUGUAUCUGGGAUCCCAUGCACAUGGUCCACAAGUCUUAGAAGCUGAUCGUGAACGUGCAACUGAUUCGCAUUAUGAAUUCCUCGGAUCAUUCUUGGGAAGCACUGACAAAGCGAAGGAAGCGAUUAUUUACUCGUACAAUAGAUAUAUCAAUGGUUUUGCUGCCACCCUUGAAGAGGAAGAGGCAGCUGAAAUUGCAAAGCAUCCAAACGUUGUCUCAGUUUUCUUAAACCAAGGAAUAAAAUUGCAUACAACCCAUUCAUGGAAUUUUAUGCUACUGGAAAGGAACGGAGUAAUUCACCCCAGUUCUAUAUGGAAGAAGGCCAGAUUUGGGGAAGAUACGAUCAUAGCCAAUCUUGACACUGGUGUGUGGCCCGAAUCGGAGAGCUUUAGUGACAAAGGGUUUGGACCCAUUCCAUCAAGGUGGAAAGGAAUCUGUCAGAACGAUACCACUGGGUUUUCCUGCAACAGGAAGCUCAUCGGAGCAAGGUACUUCAAUAAAGGACAUGCUGCACUGGCAGGGCCAGUACUCGACCCUUAUGUUUACUCUGCACGAGACUUAAACGGUCAUGGCUCUCACACUCUAUCGACAGCAGGUGGGAACUUUGUUCCUGGAGCUAGUGUGUUUGGCGUGGGGAAUGGGACUGCCAAAGGUGGCUCCCCCAAGGCCCGAGUUGCUGCUUAUAAAGUGUGCUGGCCAGAAUUUGGCAGUGAGUGCUCUGAUGCUGACAUCUUGGCAGCGUUUGAUGAAGCAAUACAUGACGGGGUUGAUGUGAUUUCAGUUUCACUUGGUGUCGACCACCCUCAAAAUUACUUUGAGGAUGGCGCUGCAAUUGGGGCAUUCCAUGCUGUCAAGCAUGGUAUAGUUGUUGUAUGCUCAGCAGGAAAUUCUGGUCAUUAUGCUGGAACUGUCACAAAUGUUGCACCAUGGAUAAUAACCGUUGGAGCAAGUACUUUGGAUCGAGAGUUUGAAGCUUUUGUUGAACUCCGUAAUGGGCUGCGCCUCAAGGGAAGAAGCCUUUCUAAACCUUUGCCAGAUGACAUACUUUAUCCACUUAUAACUGGUGCACAAGCCAAAGCUGUCAAUUCUUCUGCUGAAGAUGCGAUGCUUUGUCUUAGAGGAACUCUGGAUCCUAAGAAGGUGAAGGGCAAAAUUUUGGUCUGUCGUAGGGGUAUCAGUCCAAGACUAGACAAGGGUCAACAAGCAGCUCUGGCCGGAGCAGUUGGGAUGAUUCUUUGUAAUGAUGAGGCCAGUGGUAAUGUACUCUCUGAUGAUUAUCACGUACUACCAGCUUCAAACAUUAAUUAUAAAGAUGGGGUUGCUGUCUUUGCCUACAUAAAUUCAACAGAUGAUCCAUUGGGAUUUAUAACGGCCCCAACAGCACAGCUGAAUAGAAAACCUGCUCCAUUCAUGGCAGCUUUCUCCUCGCAAGGGCCAAACAUGCUCACUCCUCAGAUCCUUAAGCCUGAUAUCACUGCUCCUGGUGUAAAUAUCAUAGCUGCAUACACCCAAGCAAAAAGCCCUACAGGACAAAGCUAUGAUAAACGCAGGAUUCCGUUUGUUACUGAAUCUGGCACCUCCAUGUCUUGCCCUCAUGUAGCUGGAGUUGUAGGCCUUCUGAAGACGCUCUACCCUGACUGGAGUUCAUCUGCAAUAAAAUCUGCAAUCAUGACAACUGCAAGAACGAGGGACAACACUGUGAAUCCAAUGCGGAAUGGCUCGUUCAUUAAAGCAACGCCAUUCAAUUAUGGGCAUGGUCAUAUAAGACCAAAUCGUGCCAUGGAUCCUGGCUUGAUCUAUGACCUAAACAUCAAUGAUUACCUAGACUUUCUUUGUGUCAUUGGCUAUAACAAGACAAUGAUGCAACUUUUCUCUGAAGCUCCUUAUAAAUGCCCCAGGUCAGCCAGUCUUGUUGACUUCAAUUACCCUUCAAUAACAGUCCCUGAUUUGUCUGGCUCAGUCACUGUGACAAGAAGAGUGAAGAAUGUUGGUUCUCCUAGAGGGGCCACAUAUGCAGUCCGAAUUCGCGAACCAGUUGGAAUUUCAGUAUCAGUGGAGCCUAAUAUCUUGAAGUUCAAUAAAAUAGGUGAAGAGAAAAGUUUCAAGGUAACCCUGAAAGCUAAGAGACCUGGUGCAGCUAAGAACUAUGUGUUUGGAGGGCUUAUUUGGUCGGAUGGCAAACACUAUGUAAGGAGUCCAAUAGUAGUUUCCUCUGCUGCUGGUGCUGUUUAGACAUUAAAGCGAGUAUGUAGGCUUUUUAGUAUUAGGAAGGAUCCAAUCUUUAAUUUGGUUUCUGACAGUCAGUCUAGUUUUUUCCUUGACCUUUUCAUCUUUUUAUCUAGCUUAGCCUUGGUUUAGGGGGUUCAGUUUACAAUUACAUGAGGUGGGAAAAGGCGUUUUCACCAUCAAUGUUUAAUCUUUUUUUUAUAUUAACCUUUUUUUUUUUCAUGAAUCAUUUGUUAGCUAUACAUGUUCAAUUUUCUACGAUUUAGGAGAUAUGCAAAAGGAAGUGUUAUUCUUGUUUCU
Rosa chinensis is the source of this 2666-nucleotide messenger RNA. Its product is annotated as subtilisin-like protease SBT5.4. Gene Ontology annotation, molecular function: serine-type endopeptidase activity. Bases 48 to 2372 code for a protein of 774 amino acids. NCBI's taxonomy places the organism in Eukaryota, Viridiplantae, Streptophyta, Magnoliopsida, Rosales, Rosaceae. The record is from RefSeq and is a predicted model, not a curated record. The transcript has 11 exons. Gene Ontology annotation, biological process: proteolysis.